Messenger RNA from Corythoichthys intestinalis (scribbled pipefish), 5028 nucleotides. RefSeq names its product protein eva-1 homolog C. The transcript has 8 exons. Bases 10 to 1236 code for a protein of 408 amino acids. Lineage: Eukaryota; Metazoa; Chordata; Actinopteri; Syngnathiformes; Syngnathidae. The record is from RefSeq and is a predicted model, not a curated record. Gene Ontology annotation, molecular function: carbohydrate binding.
AGGUGCACAAUGACAGCGCUGAGGAGGUUCAACUGGUUUCUCUGUUUUUGGGUGCUGGGGAUCAAUACGACCUAUUCAGCCCCCGACUUUUCUUUGUAUCUUCCCAGUGUUCUAAAAAACCGCACAGCUCAUGCUUGCGAAGGGGAAAUGCUUACUAUUGAGUGUCCCGCCAGAACAUCCGUGGCCGUCCUAUCAGCCUUCUUCGGACGCCGCGUUCCCCAUCGUUAUUUGUGUCCUAAACCGACGACAAAUCUAACCGCCGAGGAAGAUGCAGAUUGUUCUUCCCCUGUCGCUAUCAAGAAAGUGCUGUCGGAGUGUCAGGAUGAGCAGUCCUGUCAAAUCCCUGUCUUUGCCCCUGUUUUUGGGCACGAUCCCUGUCCACUUACCACUAAGUACCUUCUGGUAUACUACAAAUGUAGACCAGUGCACCACCGUACAAGACAAGUGUGUGAGAACGAGCGCUUGAGGCUGGCAUGUAAAAACGACACCGUGCUGGCCAUCUAUUCAGCCACAUUUGGAUACCUGCUGCACGGAAGCGUGCUGUGUCCUCUGGGAGGGGGCUCGCCGUUGGACACGGAGUGUUUGUCAGCGUCCGCUCUGAGGAGGGUGUCACGUCGGUGUCACGGCCGAGCGAAUUGCUCAGUGCUUGCUGACACAAAAACCUUUGGGGACCCGUGUUUCCCUGGUACCAGGAAACAUCUGCGUGUGUCCUACACUUGUGUACCCAGGUAUAUUCUGGAGGAUGUGGGUCGAGGGACAACGGAUCCUUUCAUGAUCUCAGACUACACACAUGGUGGAUGGUACACUGGCCCCACCUACAGGCCUCAAUAUGUCCUACUAACCAACUCUCUGGAGAUAAUAGAAAAAAUGUUGGCACCUGAGCGAGUGGUUCUGUACUUCGUUUCUGGGAUCUGCGCCGGUCUGGUUUUCCUGCUCUGCCUGUUCGGACUGCGUUCCACACUAGUGAAGGAUGUGAAGGAGCUGGUGUCAGAACUGCAAGAUGAGAUGAAAACAUCCAGAAGACAGCACAAGGACCUCACAGAGGAUCUCUUCGACAAUGAUGAACUUUCGGAGGCCUCGUCGUUUUGUCGACUCGCCCAGUCAUACCGCACAUCACUCACAGUGGAGUCGAUGACCCGGGGUAUCGAACACACCGCAGCCCUGCCCGAUGGAGAUAUGUGGCCACAUCCAGACACCAACCCUUACGCCAUUCAUCGCAUUACAAAUUACAAUUAAUUUCUUCUAUGAUUUGACAUGACUUUUCCUAAACUGACCUAAAAACAAACAAUUGAAAAUGUUUUCUUAUGUACAGGUACUUGGUGUACUUAAUCGAUUUAAUUUUUUUUACCGACAAACAGGGCCGGGCCAGGCCAUUUGGGGGCCCUCAGCAAAAUAAUGCCAAGGGGCCCAUAUUUUUGGCCCACGAUUUCGUCACAGUGUACUGUGAAACCCAUACAUGCAGUCCAACCCAUACGUCCAUAUUUUGUAUAUUAACCAGAUCUUGUUGCACUGCAUACUCCAAACUUAUCACCCAGAAUGAUUGUCAGUACUUACAGUAGAUGGCGCCAAACCUUUUUCUAAAAGAGGAAAAGAAAGAAGUGAGGGAAGAACUUUUAUUUUUUUAAGCUUGUAAUCAAGUAUCAAAACUCACAAAUUCAAGGAGAAAUUCUCUUCGACAUAUUCAUGCAUCUAUUUUCCAAGCACGUUUGAGCACCAAUCAUCGCAAAUCAGGUUCAAUGUCACUCCCCAGGUUGCCAGAUUGUAAUGACAAGAAAAUGGAUGUUUGCAUAGAUAAACGGCAAUGCGCACCACAUUAUUCACGAUGUUCUAUUAACAACGUAUAAAAUUAGGUUGCCAGAUUGGGGGCCCCCUAGUGGUCAGGGGCCCUAAGCAGCUGCAUAGUCUGCGUAUAGGCUGGGCCGGCCUUGCCGACAAACUGUGAGUUUCCACCAUAUUUGCACAAGUUAACAAAACGGACAUUAAUUCAGCAGAGGGAUGAAUGGACGCCAUUGGACAUCUACAGUGGGGCAAAUAAGUAUUUAGUCAACCACUAAUUGUGCAAGUUCUCCCACUUGAAAAUAUUUGAGAGGGCUGUAAUUGUCAACAUGGGUAAACCUCAACCAUGAGAGACAGAAUGUGAAAAAAAAAACAGAAAAUCACAUUAUUUGAUUUUUAAAGAAUUUAUUUGCAAAUCAUGGCGGAAAAUAAGUAUUUGGUCAAUACCAAUAGUUCAUCUCAAUACUUUGUUAUGUACCCUUUGUUGGCAAUAACGGAGGCCAAACGUUUUCUUUAACUAUUCACAAGCUUUUCACACACUGUUGCUGGUAUUUUGGCCCAUUCCUCCAUGCAGAUCUCCUCUAGAGCAGUGAUGUUUUGGGGCUGGUGUUUAGUGUUAAGAAGUAUUUAAAAGGUUAAUUUUGACUUACGCGGAAAUCCGGGAUACGUCGUCAGUGCAGGAACGGAAGUUGUUCGUUAACCGUGGACUACCUGUAUAUACACAUCUGCCACUGGUUUAUUGGGAUGCAACAAUGUACAUGUAGAUCAGUGUGCAUGCCAUACAAGAGGAACAGACAAAUUCAAUUAUAUAGCAUUGCUUUCUGCAAUUCUCUUUAAACAACAAAAUAAUGUUUUUGCCAUAGAGUCAUUAAAUGAAUCAUUUUAGGCGUCCCUCACAACCUUAUUAAAGACAUUACAUGGAUGUUUUGCAGUGCACGCCUUCAUGACACACAUUCAUGCUCGGUCCACCCAUCCAUCAUUUAUAGUUGUUGUCCUCUUCUGGGUCACAUAUGAACUAGAGCUUAUCCCAGAUGACUUUAGACGAGAUUUGUGCUACACCAUGGACUGGUCACACUAAUCGUUAACCAAACCGUUAGUGACAAAACUCAAAUUCUAUGCAUUUUUAUCGACCUGCAUAGUUUGUGUCAAUUAAAGCUAAACUCAUUCAUAAAAAUAAGAGUAAACAUGCUUGAAGCAAGUGUAUAACUGCCGAGUAAACAAACAUUUGUCCAUGAUUUGAGCUGUUCAUUGUCGUUUAGAUUUUUUUUUUUUUUUUUGCAAGAUGUCGUUGGGAUGGAUGUAUUUAUUUUUUUAAGUAAUAACUCAUUGGGUACCAUAGAGGGCUUGGACGUCUCUUGUCAUCAUAGAUGAUAAUGCAUGAGCACGCAAAGCUAGCCUAGCCCACAUAAAUGAGUUAAGGGCUACAAGCAGCACAAUUAUCCAGGGGUAUAAAGAUUUAGCAAAAAAAAAAAGUAUAUAUAUAUAUAUGCACACUAACAAACUUUGCAGAACAAAGAGAAAAUUAAAUGUUAAGAAACGUUAAGAAAAUCACAACCAAGAUUGGAUUACCAACUUUAUUUUUUAUACAAGUUUAUUUUAGGGCUGUCAAAAUUAUCACGUUAACAGGCGGUAAUUAAUUUUUUAAAUCACGUUAAAAUAUUUGACGCAAUUAACGCACAUGGCAUGCCCCGCUCAAACAGAUUAAAAUGACAGUGGCGUAAUGUCCGCUUGUUACUUGUUUUUUGGUGUUUGGCGCCCUCUGCUGGCGCUUGGGUCCAAAUGAUAUUAUGGGUUUCAGCACAAUGCGUGAGCAUGGUGCAAUUAUUGACAUCAACAAUGGGGAGCGACUAGUUUAUUUUUUGAUUGAAAAUUUUAUAAAUUUUAAUAAAACGAAAACAUUAAGAGGGGUUUUAAUAUAAGAUUUCUAUAACUUGUACUAACAUUUAUCUUUUAAGAACUAUAAGUCUUUCUAUCCAAGAAUCGCUUUAAGAGAAUGUUAAUAAUGUUAAUGCCAUCUUGUUGAUUUAUUGUUAUAAUAAACAAAUACAGUACUUAUGUACUGUAUGUUGAAUGUAUAUAUCCGUCUUGUGUCUUAUCUUUCCAUUCCAACAAUAAUUUACAGAAAAAUAUGGCAUAUUUUAUAGAUGGUUUGAAUUGUGAUUAAUUACGAUUAAUUAAUUUUUAAGCUGUAAUUAACUCGAUUAAAAAUUUUAAUCGUUUGACAGCCCUAAUAUAUAUUAAAUAUAUAUAUAUAAACUUGUAUAAAAUGCAUAAAUUACAUGUAUUUUUUGCAACCUUAGUUCAUGCUCCACAACUGAAUUGCAAUUUUGUUUUAUUAAUUUAUUGUCAUUAUUACAGGGAUUCCUUGCUACUUCACGGCUCAAAUUCCAUGCCCUCAAUGCAUCGUAGAUUAAAAAAAAAAAAAAAGAUACAAAAGUGUUCUAAAAACAUAUGUAUGCACACUUUAUUUACAUCUACGUAUUUUUGCUUAUACUUGUAUCAUAUGAGAGAGUAAGGGGAUGAUUGUAAAGUAGGCUACUUAUAAUUUAUAUAUUAUUGUAUGUUACUGAUAUUACUAAUAUUUUAUUUGCAUGUUUCUAACUAGUAUUUAAUAUUCUAAUGAUAACAUAUGCGUUUAUAAGGUUUGAUAUACACUUAUCGAUAUAUCAUGGACUUCACUAUCUCAUUUGCUCCCAAAAACAUAUAAAUACAUUGUAUGUAUAAUUGUUUCAGUGUCCCAAAGACUUAUUUAUAUGUUUAUUACGUUUUUUUAUUUUUAUUUUUUUCUCCAAAAAGACAUCUCUGGGCUGUUAUUCAAUUUAGCUCCAAAGCACAGAGCUGAAAAUCCAUUUUAAAGCAAUAAAACUGGCCACUGGAGGGCAGUGGCGCAUUUGGUAAGACCCACAACCCGAUUCAACGGCAACAAACGGCCAAGCUUCAAGGCAGAAGAUGACCGAAUGGAUGCCAGGCAGCGGAUGACCGAGCAGAACAACCGGUAGGAUGUCCGCGAUGCCAGGCGCUGGACGACCGAGCAGAACGACCGGGACCACUAGUGCAGCCUUUGAGUCAGAGCCCACAGAGACUCUAAAAAAUUCAUCUUUAUGAGACAGACGCCGAUGAGGGAAAAGUUUAACUGGCUGUCGCGGCCAGAACAGCGUCAUCUUUCAGUUAGUUAUGUGUAAAUAAAUUGUUACUUUGCUAUCAAAAGCUCUAUUUGUCUUGUUGUUUAUCUUAUUUUGUAUAAGGAAAACA